UGUUAACUGUAUAUUUUCGUUAGUCAAGCAAAAACUGCAUCGCGGACGCACGCGUUUAUCUUUACAGAUACUAACAUCAAAGAUUAACUUGUAAAAGAAAACAAAAGAUAAAAUUAACAUAAAAAAGAUAGUUUCAAGUUUUAAUUCUUAUAAUAAGGAUAAACUAGUUAUGUGACAUCUUGGAAUAUUGAAAAGUUGUCGAUAAAAGUGAUUGUGCAGUUUUUAGUUGUUUUUGAAUCGAAAGACAAUGUUUCAAUAUGAGUACGAGAAGCGUCCCCAGUCGUGCGACAGUCGCGCGACAGGGCGCGACAGUCGUGCGACAGGGCGCGACAGUCGUACCACAGUGCACGAUUGGCACUCGCGACCGCUGCCGCCUAGGCCUGAAGAUAGGUUACCCACGAAAACUAGCGUGCCGCUAAAAGUUUGGGUCAUAGCAAGCGCGUCGUGUUUCGCCGUCUGCGGAGCUCUGGUACUUGCAACUAUAGUUAUCACUAGAACCGCCGCCAGCGACAACUAUACUUCUAGGGGACUCUACGCUGAAGCCAGGGAACCUGUAUAUCCAAUGGGUUAUCCGCAACCAAGGUUACCAACAACCACUGAAGGAGAACCCUCGACAACCCAAGAAGAUAACGACCUUAACUACCCAAUUCUAGAAAAACUAUCCAUUUUCAAAAACAUAGUCGGCAAUCGCGAUAGGAAGAAAUCAGAAGAAAAUCUAGUAUCGAAACCACAAAUCCAUCCAAUCCACGAUAUAAUGCACCAUCCAGAAAGAAAAAUCGAAAAAAAAGAUCAGGCAAUACUGCCUGAUAACUUAAAUGAUCAUAUAAUUUCAAAACAUGAUUUUAUUAGACCUAUUUAUCAAGGUCAUGGGAAUCCAAAAGUAGAAAACCAUGAAAGUAGUAAUGAAGCUAAACUAUUCAGUAAUGAUUUAAGUGGAGUCCCAGAAUUUAAACCGACCUUACCAGAUCUGUUCCUGCGUGAUAACAUUAAGCUAUCAGACGGUUAUAUUGCAGGUCUAAAAAAAGUCCAAGAUGAUAACUACGAAGAAUACUAUGAUGAUAAUAAUUUAUAUGAUGAUUAUAUACAGAGCAACUCCAUGACCAGUUAUUUGAUAGAAAAAGUGCAGGAGUUACACGAUUGGAUAGUUACUGAUCCAGAUUUUGACGCUAAAGCGAUUGAAAAACGUAAUUCUGUUAACUCCACUGGUAAUAAUGAAUUUGGACAGUUAUUAAAAGCGUUAAAUGAAAGUUUGAUUGAAGGUAAUGUAACAAUAGUGAUGAGUAAGUUAAGGGAAUUGUAUUUUGGAGAGAAUUUCACUCAAGCCAAUCAGAGUCGGAAAGUAAUUUUGAGUAAUAGCACGAACUUGCUGUCGUUCGGUAUAUUGACGCUGGAUGUGAUGUUGCUGCAUAAUAUACAGCUGAUGGCGUGGGAGAGUCAGGAAGCAGCUAGAAACAAAAUGCUCAAAGACCCAGAUGUGUUUGCAUUCAAUGCACUUUUCAUGGAGCCAUCCAAAGUGGAGGCGAAAAGAAAUGAAAUAUACCACCAGUAUGAUGCUUUCUCAAAACGUCAAAAUCUUCGUCAAGAGACAGAAGACUCGGACUUCGGGAAGAAUCUUCUAGAAAACGUUUUGGAGAUAGGUAUGAGUACAGCGCGCGCGGCGAUACAUCUGGGAAGAGCUUUUAAAAACACCAAAAUGGUCCUAACCCAGAUAUCCAAUCGCGAAACACUGAAUGCCAACAUUCAAAAUCAAAUCUCGCGCAACAUUGAUGCCAACACUCACGCGCUAAAUCAUCUCCAGACGUCAUUCAACAAGAAUGACAGUUCAAGUGCCAAUGUUGCCAACGCUACGAGUGCAUUUUAUACCGAUUUGGAUUGCGUUUGGUUGUUGUAUUGCAAGAAUUUGGUCGCGACGGCGAAGUUAAACGCACCGUACGGUACCAUGGCUAGGAUUAAUGGACUUGCGCUGCGUAUGCUAACAGGUGAGGUACCGGCUGACCGGGCACUUGACAUCAUGCUGUAUGAAGUGUUAACCGGAUGGACAGACUUGAAAUGUACAGAAAUGUUUCCGAGAUGCAGCAAAGCAAACCCAGCGACGGUGGUGCUAGAGUCGAUUCUCCAGCCGUUAAGAAAAUCACAAAGUAGUUCUAAUAGAUUAUAACAGAAACAGAAUGUAGUUUUUU
Molecule: messenger RNA, 2180 nt
Organism: Maniola jurtina (meadow brown)
Lineage: Eukaryota; Metazoa; Arthropoda; Insecta; Lepidoptera; Nymphalidae
Exons: 9
Coding region: 248-2158 (636 amino acids)
Source: RefSeq, a predicted model, not a curated record